This is a messenger RNA of Monodelphis domestica (gray short-tailed opossum), 7136 nucleotides long. RefSeq lists its product as uncharacterized. Gene Ontology annotation, molecular function: calcium ion binding; transition metal ion binding. Lineage: Eukaryota; Metazoa; Chordata; Mammalia; Didelphimorphia; Didelphidae. The record is from RefSeq and is a predicted model, not a curated record. Gene Ontology annotation, biological process: intermediate filament organization.
AGCCUCGCCAACGAGCACUUGACUUCUUCCUCUAGUGAAGUGGGUUUACUUAAAUUUGCAGGGAAAAAAAAUGCCUCAGCUACUGAAAAGCAUCGUUAAUAUUGUUGAAGUUUACAAUCAAUAUGCAAAAAGUGAUUGUGAUGGAACAGCACUGAGCAAAAAAGCUCUGAAGAAUCUUCUCCAGAGGGAGUUUGGUGAUAUCCUCCGGAGACCACAUGACCCUCAGACCGUGGAUCUGGUCCUGCAACUACUAGAUCGAGAUUGUAACGGGGUUGUUGAUUUCAAUGAGUUUCUCUUGCUAUUGUUCAAAGUAGCCCAAGCUUGUUAUUAUGCGCUUAGCCAGGCCACCGGGAACGAAGGAAAGAGACGGGUUAAGCUAGAGGAAAAGAGGGAAAGAUCUCAAGAUUUCUUGCGAGAGGAAAACCAGAGGAGGCGCGACACCCGGGAGAGGCAACUCCAAGAAGAAGAAGAACUGCAGCAAGCUGAACAACAAGAGCGUGAGAGGCAGCGCAGUGACGCGCGCUCGCUUUUCGAGAGGCAGCGCCAAGAGCGAGUUAGGCAGAGCGCCUCUGAGGAAGAGCAGCUGCAGCGACAAGAACAGGAAAGGCGACUCCAGGAGCGCGAGAGGCAGAGUCUGGAGGACGAGCAGCUUCAAAGACCCAGGAAGGAGAGGCAGAAAGAGAGGCAGAUCCGGGAAGAAGAACAGAGACAGAGACAGGAGCUGGAACAAGAGCGUCGCCGCCGCGAACAAAGACAAGAGUCGGCAGAAGGGUACAAAAGACAGGAGCAGGAGAGGCAACGAAGGGAGCAGCAGAGAGAGCGCCAGGAAGAGAGCCUGCAGGAGCGUGCAGACCAGAGCUUGGAGGAAGAGCAGCAGCUAAGACGGCAAGAGGAAAGAAAGGUCCGCGAGAAGGGUGAGAGCCGCAGCCUCCGACUGCAGUGGCAACUAGAGAGAGAAGUUGAAGGACGUCAAAACAAAGUGUACUCCAAGCCCCGUAGGCAGGAGAGACAAUUCCUGGAGGAAGAGUCGAGCCUCCGACAGCAGAGAGAAGAAGAGAGAAGGCGGCAGCAAGAGCGAGAGAGGCAGCUGCUGGAGGAAGAGGCUUUGCAGCGGCAGGACAGAUUCGGCCGCCUGAGGGAUGAGGACUUUGAAGACAGCUUCCAAGAGGAGCGGGCAAGGCAGUUACGUGAAGAGGAGCAGAUUCGCCGGCGACAGAUCCGCGAUAGGCAGCUCCAAGAGGAGGAGAGACGCCGGGAUCUCAAAAUUCAGUGGCUGCCAGAAGAAGAGACCGAGAGACGCCGAAACAGGCUCUAUGCCAAGCCCUCAGAGCAGCAGCAAGAGCGAGAACGUCGUCGGGUGCAGCGAGAGAGACAACUGAGAGAGGAAGAGGAGCGCGAGCUGCAGCAACUAGAGAGGAGGAGGCCCCAGGAGCAGCUGUAUCGGGAGGAAGAACGGCUAGAGCAGGAGGAAGAGCAACUCCGACGGCGCCAGGAGAGAGAGGAGAAAAGGCAAAGGCAGGAGAGAGAGAGGCAGCUGCGCGAGGAAGAAGCAUUGCAACAGCAAGAUAGAUUCAGACGUUUGCGGGAUGGAGACCUGGACGACAGCUUCCAGGAGGAACGGGCAAGGCAGCUACUUGAAGAGGAGCAGAUUCCCCGGCAACAGAUCCGUGGUAGGCAGCUCCAAGAGGAGGAGUUGGGCCGGGAUCUCAAAAUCCAGUGGCUGCCAGAAGAAGAGACCGAGAGACGCCGAAACAGGCUCUAUGCCAAGCCCUCAGAGCAGCAGCAAGAGCGCAAACGUCGGGAGCAACUAGAGAGGCAGCGGAAAGAGGAAGAAGAGUUGCAGCAGGAGGAAGAACAGCUCCAGCGCCUGGAGCAGGAGCUAGAAAAGAAACGAGAGGAGCUUGAGAAGAGGAGGCGCCAGGAGCAGAGAGAAAGACAAUACCGAGAGGAAGAACAGCUCCAGGAGGAAGAACAGCUCCAGCGCCUGGAGCAAGAGCUAGAAAACAAACUAGAGGAGCUUGAGAAGAGGAGGCGCCAGCAGCAAAGAGACAGACAGUAUCCUGAGAAAGAACAGCUCCGGGAGGAAGAAGAGCAGAUCCAGCGCCUGGAGCAGGAGGUAGAAAAGAGACGAGAGGAGCUCGAGAAGAGGAGGCGCCAGGAGCAGAGAGAAAGACAAUACCGUGGUGAAGAGAAGCUCCAGAGGGAAGAAGAACAGCUCCAGCGCCUGGAGCAGGAGGUAGAAAAGAGACGAGAGGAGCUCGAGAAAAGGAGGCGCCAGGAGCAGAGAGAAAGACAAUACCGUGGUGAAGAGAAGCUCCAGGAGGAAGAAGAACAGCUCCAGCGCCUGGAGCAGGAGGUAGAAAAGAGACGUGAGGAGCUCGAGAAGAGGAGGCGCCAGGAGCAGAGAGACAGACAGUAUCGUGGUGAAGAGAAGCUCCAGGAGGAAGAAGAACAGCUCCAGCGCCUGGAGCAGGAGGUAGAAAAGAGACGUGAGGAGCUCGAGAAGAGGAGGCGCCAGGAGCAGAGAGACAGACAAUACCGGGAGGAAGAACAGCUCCAGGAGGAAGAAAAACAGCUCCAGCGCCUGGAGCAAGAACUAGAAAACAAACUAGAGGAGCUCGAGAAGAGGAGGCGCCAGGAGCAAAGAGACAGACAGUAUCCUGAGAAAGAACAGCUCCAGGAGGAAGAAGAACAGCUCCAGCGUCUAGAGCAGGAGGUAGAAAAGAAACGAGAGGAGCUUGAGAAGAGGAGGCGCCAGGAGCAGAGAGAAAGACAAUACCGUGGUGAAGAGAAGCUCCAGAGGGAAGAAGAACAGCUCCAGCGCCUGGAGCAGGAGGUAGAAAAGAGACGUGAGGAGCUCGAGAAGAGGAGGCGCCAGGAGCAGAGAGAAAGACAAUACCGUGGUGAAGAGAAGCUCCAGGAGGAAGAAGAACAGCUCCAACGCCUGGAGCAGGAGGUAGAAAAGAAACGUGAAGAGCUAGCUAAGAGAAGGCGCCAGGAGCAGAGAGACAGACAGUACCGUGGGGAAGAGAAGCUCCAGGAGGAAGAAGAACUCCAGCGCCUGGAGCAGGAAGUCGAAAAGAGACGUGAAGAGCUAGCUAAGAGGAGGCGCCAGGAGCAGAGAGAAAGACAAUCCCGUGGUGAAGAGAAGCUCCAGGAGGAAGAAGAACAGCUCCAGCGCCUGGAGCAGGAGAUAGAAAAGAGACGAGAGGAGCUCGAGAAGAGGAGGCGCCAGGAGCAGAGAGACAGACAGUAUCGUGGUGAAGAGAAGCUCCAGAGGGAAGAAGAACAGCUCCAACGCCUGGAGCAGGAGGUAGAAAAGAGACGAGAGGAGCUCGAGAAGAGGAGGCGCCAGGAGCAGAGAGACAGACAGUAUCGUGGUGAAGAGAAGCUCCAGGAGGAAGAAGAACAACUCCAGCGCCUGGAGCAGGAAGUCGAAAAGAGACGUGAAGAGCUAGCUAAGAGAAGGCGCCAGGAGCAGAGAGACAGACAGUAUCGUGAUGAAGAGAAGCUCCAGGAGGAAGAAGAACAGCUCCAACGCCUGGAGCAGGAGAUAGAAAAGAGACGAGAGGAGCUCAAGAAGAGGAGGCGCCAGGAGCAGAGGGACAGACAGUAUCCUGAGAAAGAACAGCUCCAGGAGGAAGAAGAACAGCUCCAGCGCCUGGCGCCAGAGGAGAAGAGGCUCCGGGAGCAGCGCAACAGGAAGUACCGGGAGGAAGAACAGCUCCAGGAGGAGGAAGAACAGCUGCAACGCCUGGAGCAGGAGGUAGAAAAGAGACGUGAAGAGCUAGCUAAGAGGAGGCGCCAGGAGGAGAGAGACAGACAAUAUCCUGAGGAGGAAGAGUUCCUGGAGCAGGAGAGUGACCGGCAACUCCGUGAAGAAACCCAGAGCCGACGUCUGAAAUGGCAGUGGCAACCCCAAAAGGAAAAUGAAGCCCGUAACAGAAGGCUUUACUCCAAACGCAGGGAGGAUGAACAGAGGGACUGGGAGCAAGAAGAUUCUCAAGUUCGAGACUGGCCUGCAGUAGACGAUGAAGAUGAAUAUGGUUUCAGAGAUCUGGACAGACCAGUCAGGUACGAGAAAUCCCGUCCCAUGCAGGACAGACAGUUCUAUCUGGAUGAGGAGAAAGAACAGCAGUACCGGCAGGAACUAGAGGCUGAAAAGCAACAUCGCCAAGAAAGAGGCAGGCUAUUCCAGGAAGAAGAACAAAGGCUCGGACAAGAAAGAGAACAAGAAAGGAAGCGCCGUCAGGAGCAAGACAGGAAAUUCCGAGACGAAGAACAAUUGCUCAGAAAGGAACAAGAGGAAUAUGAAGAAGCGAAAAAGCUUCGUCAGAGAAGAGACAGGAAGUUACGGGAGGAGCAGGAGUUCCGCAGACUGAACCAAGAGGGAAGGAAAGCACUCCUCCAGGCCAGAGACCGUAAAGCGCAGGAGGAAGAGGAGUUCUACCCUCAAGAGCAAGGCAGGCAAUACCGUAAGGAACGACGCUUCCAGGAGCCCCGGGACAGGCAAUUACAGGAUGAAGAGCCUAUACUCCGUCAGCUACAAGAAGAACAGAGACGCAGAAAGGAAAGAGAGGAAGAGCAGUUCCUCAGGCAGGAGCAAGAACAGGAAUUGAGACAACGGCAAGAACGAGACAGAAAAGUUCGCCAGGAAGAGCAGCUCCGCCGCCAAGAACGAGAGCAAGAGCAGAGACGCCGUCAAAAACGAGAAGGGGCAUUCCUCCGGGAAGAGCAGUUGAGGGAGGAAGAACAAGAAGAGAGACUCAGGCAGGAACUACGAGACAGAAAAUUCGGAGAGCGAGAGCAAAGCCUUCAGCAAGCGGUGGAAGAAGAAAAAAGACGGCGUCUAGAGCAAGACAGGAAAUUCCGUGAGGAAGAACAGCUCUAUAGGGAGGGGCAGGAGCAAAGACGGCGCCGUGAGCAAGACCGGAGAUUACCAGAGAAUGAACAGCUCCUCCAGCAGGAAGAGGAGGAAGAACAGAGGCUUCGGCAAGAACGAGAGAAGAUGAGGGACCAGGAACAGUUCAUCCGAGAGGAAAAAAGACAGGAGGUGAGGAGAGAGGAGCAACGAAGAGGUCAAGAACCAGAGAGGAAAUUCCGUGAAGAAAAACAGCUCCGCCAACUGGAGAGAGAACAAGAACAGAGGCUCCAGGAACUAGAGAGAAAAUUCCGUGAAGAAGAACAGCUACGCAGACAAGAGAGAGAGCAAGUACAGAGGCUCCAGGAAGAACAGUUCCGCAGACAGGAGAGAGAACAGGAACUCGAGAGGAAAUUCCGUGAAGAAAAACAGCUCCGCAGGCAGGAGCUGGAACAGGAACGCGAGAGAAAAUUCCGUGAAGAAGAGCAGUUCCGAAGACAGGAGAGAGAACAAGAACAGAGGCUCCAGGAACGGGAGAGGAAACUCCGUGAAGAAGAGCAGUUCCGUAGACAGGAGCUAGAGCAAGAACAGAGGCGGCGUCAGGAACAGGAGAGGAAAUUUCGUGAAGAGCAGUUCCGUAGACAGGAGAGAGAACAAGAACAGAGGUUCCAGGAACGCGAGAGGAAACUCCGGGAAGAAGAACAGCUCCGUAGACAAGAGCUAGAGCAGGAACGCGAGAGAAAAUUCCGUGAAGAGCAGUUCCGCAGACAAGAAAGAGAACAGGAACAGAGGCGCCGUCAGGAACGGGAAAAGAAAUUCCACGAAGAAGAGCAGUUCCGUAGACAGGAGCUAGAACAAGAACGGGAGAGAAAAUUCCGUGAAGAAGAACAGCUUCGUAGACAGGAGCGAGAGCAAGAACAGAAACGCCGUCAAGAACGGGACAGAAAAUUCCGUGAAGAACAGCUCCGCAGACAAGAGCGAGAAGGGCAGCGUUAUGGUCAAGAGUUCGACUCUCAAAGGGUCCAGCUCCGAGACAGGCAGUCCAGGGAAGAAGACAAGAAUCGUAGACAGGCCCAGGAAUUUAGCUCACGUCAAAUUUCUAAGCCAAUUGUCCGUUCUAGCCCACUGUAUGAAUAUAUUCAAGAACAGAGGUCCCAAUAUUGUCCAUAGAUGGAGCUCUCAGAGUCCUAUCACUUACCAAAGUUUCAGACAACAGGAAGUGGAAAACACCGUGUACCCAGUGAUUGAUCAAACGCAAGUUCUUUUUGGUUAUGGGAAAACUCUUUUCUGUCUAAAUAAGUUGGGUGGGGGGAGGGUUCCUCAAAAAAAUCUUCAGUUCUCUUUUUUUCACUUACCUUCUUUCUUCAGUAUUUCUCGAAACUCUUACUACAGAAUGCCUUCAUUCAUUGAUGCAGAUGUGGGGUUCAUCAAGAAACAAGUAGAACUUCGGGGGGCACUGAUUUGUUCAACUGAUGUCAGAGCUAAUAUGAGAAUCCAAACCUGUGGUUCCUCUUUGUAUACUACAAUUCGGCUGGAAGAGGUGUCAGUUUCCAAAGUAUGUGCAAUUUGAGAUUUCUCCAAAAACAAAUAAAAUUCAGCUUUAUCUCAACCUUACCUCCCUUCUUUCGUGGCAGUCACCCCCAUUGUAGUCCUAUGGCUUCAUUUUUGCUCUUUUGCAAAUAUAUUGCAACAAUCAUUUAAUGGGGAGGCCAAUUUUAGACAGUCCACUUGAGAAGGCAGCACAUGAUGGAGGAAUAAAUGUUGUUUUAAAAUUAAGUUUAAUUUGGAUUCUCAUAAAGAGAUUUGGAUUUAGAGUUGUUCCUCAAAAAAAAACUGAAAAGACUACAGACAUGGUCUUGAGGCAAAAUCAAAGUGUUUCUUUAAAAACUCCACAACUCAAAAUUAAAAAAUAUAUAUAUAUGUAGUAGAUGUCUAGUAUAGUCUGUAGUGCUUGAUUCUUUCCCCUAGUCCUUGAUAAGGUUGUAGAUCUUAGCACCUCUGUGGAUUUCAGCUGGACAUGAAACCAACUCAGAGAAUUCUGAAGAUCAUACCUUAGUGACUGGUACCUGGAGCCUGCCAGAGUUAAUUAGGAGAAGUGUGUUGGGAAAGGAGAAUGUGUAGGGGGGAAAUGUGUGAAUGACUGUGCAGGUACCCUUAGGCCCUAUGUGAAGACUCAUCAGCCCAUAACCCUUUGAGGCUAAUUGAUACUACCUUGGGGACAUUCUUGUUGAAAUAAUUGGGCUAUGGAAAACAAUUAAUAAAUAGUUGGCAAUUA